Messenger RNA from Acanthosepion pharaonis, 1050 nucleotides. Lineage: Eukaryota; Metazoa; Mollusca; Cephalopoda; Sepiida; Sepiidae. The record is from the annotation of a GenBank genome assembly.
AUGCCAGCAGACAUUGCCCCAGGUCUCGCCGACAUAGCCGUCCGACACGCCAUGUUCCAUACUCCGCGGCGUUCACCUCGGCUGACGUCACGCCCCUCAAAGAAACACACUCUUUGCCGACAUCAGUUACGUACAUAUUUCCGGUCAGCCUGGUGUUUCCUCUCCGCGUUAAUUCCUUCUCUCUCACGCACACAUAAUCUAUCUAUCUAUCUAUCUAUCUAUCUAUCUAUCUAUCUAUCUAUCUAUCUAUCUAUGUCUAUUCAGUAUCUAUCUAUCUAUCUAUCUAUCUAUCUAUCUAUCUCAAUUACACAAUCGCUUCUUCUUCUAUUUAUUAGAAAUAUACAGAAGGGAAGGCGUCAAGCAAUUGGAACCCCGGUGAGCGUGCACAUCUAUCUAUCUAUCUAUCUAUCUAUCUAUCUAUCUAUCUAUCUAUCUCAUUCUGUUCAUAUCUAUCUAUCUAUCUAUCUAUCUAUCUAUCUAUCUAUCUAUCUAUCUACAUAUAUUUUUAUACCCAAUGAUCUCCUCCAUCAGUCACUUUUGCCACUCCUUUUACUAUUUUUGUUUCAUUGUUUCUCGUUCAACAUAUUGUUAUUUCUCGUUUCUUCUUCUUCUUCUUCUUCUUCUGUUCCUCUUUUUUUCGUCUCCUUCUUCUUCAUUUUCUGCUCUUACUUUUUCUUCUUCUGCUCAUCCUUUUUCUUCUUCUUUUUCUCUUUCUUCUUCUCUUUUAUCUUCUUUUUCUUCUUCUUUUUCUUCUUCUUCUCAUCCUUUUGCUUAUUUCUCUUUUCAUUUAUCGUUUACCUUCUUCUUCGUCUUUUUCUUCUUUUUCUUUUUUUUUCUUCUUUUUCUCCCCCUUUUCUUUUAUCUUUUCUAUCUUUAUCUCCUUCUUCUGCUCUACCGUUUUCUAUUUCUUCUUCUUCUUUUUCUUCUUCUUAUGCUUAUUUCUCUCCUCAUUUAUCAUUUACCUUCUUCGUCUUUUCCUUCUCCUCCUCCUUCUUCUCUUCUUAUUCUCCUCCUCCUUCUUCCUCUUCUGUGAUCAUCAUCAUCACUUGA